Messenger RNA from Corythoichthys intestinalis (scribbled pipefish), 1561 nucleotides. Its product is annotated as E3 ubiquitin-protein ligase TRIM35-like. Gene Ontology annotation, biological process: protein ubiquitination. The transcript has a single exon. NCBI's taxonomy places the organism in Eukaryota, Metazoa, Chordata, Actinopteri, Syngnathiformes, Syngnathidae. Bases 3 to 1394 code for a protein of 463 amino acids. The record is from RefSeq and is a predicted model, not a curated record. Gene Ontology annotation, cellular component: cytoplasm. Gene Ontology annotation, molecular function: zinc ion binding; ubiquitin protein ligase activity.
CAAUGGGUGACUGUCUGGAGGACCAUCUUCAAUGUCCCACCUGUCUAGACAUCUUCAAAGAUCCUGUCAUUCUUCCAUGCAGUCACAGCUUCUGCCGUGCGUGUCUGCAGCAGUGGGAGGACAAAGGAGAACGAUCGUGUCCACUCUGUAGGUCAGCGUUUAGUUCGAUGGAACUGCCUUUGAACUUGGCACUGAGGAAUAUGUGUGAGAACCUUCUACGAGCCUCAGUCAAGUCAGAAGACAUCUGCAGCUUGCACCAAGAGGAACUCAAACUCUUCUGUUUGGACCACCGGGAGAUUGUGUGCAUCAUCUGCAGAGACUCAGAAAUCCACGUUGGUCACACGUUCCGGCCCCUCAAAGAAAUUGUGAAAGGUCAUCAGAAGGAACUCCAGGAAGGCCUGCAGAAGGCCAAGGAAAGACUCCAAAUUUACAACGACUGUCAAGAGAACUGCAAUGAACAGGUAGAGUACAUCAAAGUCCAGAAGGAGAAGGUCGAAGGCAAGAUUAAGAAGGAUUUUGAGGAGCUCCGGUGCUUUCUCAACGUCGAGGAGGAGGCCAGGUUGGCUGCGGUAAGGGAGGAAGAGCAGAAGAAGAUUGAGCUCAUGAAGGAGAAGAUUGUGGUUCUGGGCCAACAAAUGACCGUUCUCUCGGAUGUCAUCAGAAGCACUGAGGAGCAGCUGGUGUCUGGCAAUGUUUCUUUCAGGAAGAACUUCAAGACUGCGAUAAGCAGAAUACAGGAGCUGCCGGAAAAGCCACAGCUGCUGCCAGGAGGUCUGCUGGACGAAGCCAAACACGUGGGCAACCUCAAAUUCAAGGUGUGGGAGCGGAUGAAGGAGACUCUCACCUACAGUCCCGUCAUUCUGGACCCCAACACGGCCAAUCCAAGAAUCAGUCUGUCUGAAGAUCUGACCAGUCUGAGCUGGGAAUACGUACGGCAAGAGCGUCCAAAGAAUCCAGAGAGAUUCCAGAAGUGGCUGUGUGUGCUGGGUGGUGCUUUGGACUCGGGAAGACACGUGUGGGACGUUGAGGUGGGAGACAACAAUGCCUGGAAAGUGGGGGUCAUGGAUGGGGACCCUUGUUUGCCAGAGAAAAUGACUGGUUGGUUCAUUGGAUUUUGGGAUGGUAUAUACAAAAAACCCUCUGCCAAUUAUUAUGCAGAGUGGAAUCCGCCUGUCAAAGUGCAGAGGAUUCGAGUCGAACUGGACAUGAAUGAAAGGUCAUUGUCCUUCUCUGAACCUCUUAAAAACACUGAAUUGUGGAAUAUUAAGAAGCCUUCCGAUUGGCCAAGCUUGUCUGAUAGUAACACCAAAAUGUAUCCUUAUUUUUACACAAAAAGUAAAAUUCCUCUAAAAAUAAUCCCCAUUCCACCUGGUGUUACCACUGCCAUCAGUUAGCAAUCAUGUGGGCACAGGUUGAUUUUUGUUGUUGUUUUGCUUUUUAAUGUCAUCUAAAUCACUUUUUUUUCCAAAUGAUUUGACUCUCACUCAGACCCAGCGGCAUGGGCGGGCAUUAGGGGGCCGUGCCCGCCCUGAGGGACGGCUGUGCCCGCCCUAGCUCGAUU